AAUAUAUAAUACCAAGAAGGAUAACAACACAACAGAAUAAUGAACGUAUCCACUUCAGCCUUGGGUGUUCGCCGGAGAAAGCCAGCCACACAGAAUAUUGACGAGGAGGAGAACUCGUCCGUGUUGAAGCUUGGACCAGAGUUCCAACUUAAUCAAAUCACCAACUCGGGAGACCGUGAACAGUUGAUUGCGUUGAACUUAUCUGAAGCCCGGUUAUUGAUCAGGGCUGCUCUCCAAGAGCGUCAGCACAAGAACGGUGGUGCGGGAGAUGAUGCAUAUGACGAGGAGCAAGAGAAGGAAGACGAGAUCGCUAACAUGGCGUUGGCAGGACCAAACUCCAAUGAAAUUAUGCACAAGACAUUGAACUUUUUGCUGAGUUUUGCUCGAUUCAAGAACUCUUCAUCGACUGAAACUGUCGAGAAGCUUUUAAAUGACUUCAGUGCGCUGGCUUCAGAACCUUUACACCCUUUCGAGUUGGCACAACUUGGUACAUUAGAAUGUGAAGAUGCUGAAGAAGCCAAAUCUUUAAUUCCAAGUUUGGCUAACAAGGUAUCCGACGUUCUGUUACAAACUUUGUUGACUGAAUUGAGAAAGUACCAAACAUUAUCAUGAUUAUGCGAUAAAAGUCUAGGAGGGGGGUAUAAAUUUGUCAAAACAAAAAGAAGGAGGUGUUUGAGACACAUCAGAUGGGGAGUCUAAUGGCGCCCAAUUUACAAUAAA
Molecule: messenger RNA, 720 nt
Organism: [Candida] anglica
Lineage: Eukaryota; Fungi; Ascomycota; Pichiomycetes; Serinales; Debaryomycetaceae
Source: the annotation of a GenBank genome assembly